Messenger RNA from Athene cunicularia (burrowing owl), 3678 nucleotides. RefSeq names its product delta like non-canonical Notch ligand 2 (gene DLK2). The coding region runs from base 277 to 1569 and encodes 430 amino acids. Gene Ontology annotation, cellular component: protein-containing complex; plasma membrane. Gene Ontology annotation, molecular function: calcium ion binding. Gene Ontology annotation, biological process: establishment or maintenance of epithelial cell apical/basal polarity; heterophilic cell-cell adhesion. NCBI's taxonomy places the organism in Eukaryota, Metazoa, Chordata, Aves, Strigiformes, Strigidae. The record is from RefSeq and is a predicted model, not a curated record. The transcript is spliced from 6 exons.
UGCUGUGCGUAAGGCAGAGAGGGUGACCCAGAGCGAGAGCUGCAGGAGAGGAUGAUCAUUUGAGUUGGCAGCUUGGAGGUGUUUGCAGUCUUUCUCCAGCUGGUUUGUGCUGCUUCUCUGCUUCCCUCAAGGGAUUAGAGUGGGCAGGAAGGGGUGAGUUUCUCCGGGAUUCUGCACAGGGAAGAGUUUCUUUCUCUCUUUGCUCUGGGGAAGGCUCCUCAGUGGAAGAGACGACAUCACCUGUUCCCUCAGCCCAGCAUCUGCUCCUCACCCCUGAUGUCCGGCUGCCUCCAAGGUGCAGGUUCCAGACACUGGAAGAAAGGGAAGCAGCUCCAGCUGGUUUUGACAGGUGUUCAUCUCGGUGGGGCCACGCUGACCAUGCUCAGGAGCUUCUGUCUCCAGCUCAUGUCCUUGAUUUGGAUCCUCUUGGCCCAUCACCAGCUUGCCCAAGGUGAUGACUGCAGCGAGCGCUGUAAUCUCGCCCACGGCUGCUGUGACCAGGAUGGGAAGUGCAGGUGUGAUCCAGGCUGGGAGGGCGAGUACUGCGAGGAGUGUGUGCGUAUGCCGGGGUGUCUCCAUGGGACAUGCCACCAGCCUUGGCAGUGCAUCUGUCACGCUGGCUGGGCCGGCAAGUUCUGCGACAAAGACAUACACAUCUGCAAACACCAAUCCCCAUGCCAGAACGGGGGUCAGUGCAUCUAUGAUCGAGAUGGGGAAUAUUCCUGUCUAUGUCCAGAAGGCUUCCACGGGAGGGACUGUGAGAUGAAGACGGGGCCAUGUGAGAAGGCAGGGUCUCCGUGCAAGAAUGGGGGACAGUGUCAAGAUGAAAACGGCUUUGCCAGCAACUUCACCUGCCGGUGCCUCGCUGGCUUCGUGGGGGCUCUCUGUGAGAACAACGUGGACGACUGCCUGAUGCGUCCCUGUGCCAACGGUGCCACCUGCCAUGACGGGAUCAACCGCUUCUCCUGCCAGUGCCAGGUAGGCUUCGAAGGGCGUUUCUGCACCAUCAACAUCAACGACUGCGCCAGCCAGCCAUGCAAAAAUGGGGCAAAGUGUUAUGACCGCAUCAAUGACUAUGACUGUUUGUGUCCCGACCGUUUCACUGGCAAAACCUGUGAGAUCUCCAUCCCUGAGCCCACCUGGGCUCCCCCCUACCACCUUCUGAACCAUGAGAACGGUGGGGGUGUGAAAAGCACCACCAGCGAGAUGCCAGGGGUAACGCAGCCAGAGCCUGUCAGGACUGCGGUCACAGGGCGGCGCAUGGCCAACCACAGUGAGAAGGAGCCGGGGGGAGGGUUGUUGAAAAUCUCUGUGAAGGAGGUGGUGACCCAAAGGGACUCGGGGCUGAGCGAAGCCCAGCUAGUGACAGUGCUGGUGUUCGGGGUGCUGACGGCAGUGCUGGUCCUCAUCACCGUCCUGCUAAUGCUGAGGAACUGGCAGAGAGGCCGUCAGAGGUCAAACUGGUGCCAAAGCCCUUCUCAGGCUGCAAGGAAGCUCCAAGACCAGGAGUGUCAGGUGGGCAUGCUCAACACCAUCCUGAUCGAGCCCAGGAAGACAACGGAGCUGUGACCUGCGAGGACUCUGAGCUGGGCCCUGGCAGGUCAUCGUGCUGGCAAACCCCCCCGAACUGCAGCCUGGGGAGCCACCCCAGCACAAGCUGGGCAGCGGGGAAGGGCUCCCAGGGCAGUGAAUGCAUCAACAAAACCCCUGGGUGUCAAGCCUGGGUGUGAUGGCCCUGCCUGGGUCUGUGCUGCCUCCCGUCCAGCCGGCACAGCCGGCACCCAUGGGCAUCUGAAAGCCGGGCUGUGUUGGGGCAGCCCCUGGGGAAGUGGCAACGUGCCACCUGUGGCAGCCCAUGCCACGCAGUGCUGGUAUCGCCCAACGUGAGCUCUCAGAAAUGGGAUGGGUAGUGCCAGAGGAGGGCACAGCCCUCUUGCAAGCCCAAAUUCUGCCAGGCCCUUUGUAACUCCUCUCUGUGACUACUGGAAGGGGCUUUGUCCUCAUUUCUGCUGGUUUUGGGAUGUUUCUUCUGGGGCUCUCGAGACAGUCGUGGCUGCGCAGGCCUCCCUGCCCCUGUACUGGAUGGGGCGGCACCCGACUGUUUCUGGAGGCUGUUGUUUCACAUGCCAUGUCCCUAGAGAGAGAGCAAACACAUUUGUUCCCUGGCUUUGUGGUUCUGUGAGCCAGUUCAAAGACACUCUGGAGAUCAUUUGGAGUCUCCUUGUGCCCUUCUGCCCUGGUGAUGCCCCCUCUUCUUGUUGUCAGACUGGGGUUACAAACACAUUCUGUACUUUCCUCCUGAUGAUCUUCUCCCCCUACUUACUGAGCUGUCCUUUCUGGUCUGGCCACAAAUGACCAAGCUCCUUCCCCUCUCCAGUGUGCACUUCUGCCUCACCAUUUGCUGAGGAAGUCCCACAGCCCAUUUGCUGACGAGGAGGAGCAUGGCCUGCGCCCCUCUGGGGUCCUCUGGGCCUGAGCUCGUCCUUCUCAUAUGCUCUCGCAGGUGAAACUGGAGACAGAUGAGACUGGAGAUGUGCUGUGGCUGGUUCAGGAGCAAUACAAGAUCCAGAUUCUCCUUUCCUCUUCCAGUCACUCCAAGGCAGGCAGCUGGCGCUAACCUCAAAUCAGCCAUUGUAGUGUUUCUUGAUACAACAAAGGUUAAGGUCCCCACAGUGGAUGUGAGGACAGGCUGUCAAGCCUGGCACGACCACAGGAAGCAGAUAUGAUACUGCUUUCUCCACCAUUGCUAAAACAUGGCUAAGAGGCAGCAGGUGGCCAGGCCACCCGGCCUUUGUGCUAGGUCUGCUCCUGCCUGUGCUGGUCCGCUGUGCAACAAUCAGCAUCUCUCUACCCAGGCCAGGAUUUUCUGUGCCUCCUCCUGGGCAUGGAGAGCUAAGCAGAGGGGUAAAAAACCCCACAACCCAAACCCUACUAUUGGCCUGAAGGGUUGCAGACAGAGUGAGCACUCAGACAGGAGGGAGACCUGGGAGAGGGGACUGGGGCUUCACCAGAAAGAUUAUUUUUCUAAUACAUGGAUGGAUGAUGUACCUUUAUCAAAUAAAACAAACACAAGCCCAGAAACAGUGUAUCAGAGAAUUGUAAAAUAAUUCAGGUUGCAAGGGACCUCUGGACACCAACCUCCUGCUCUCAGCAGGUCCAGUUAGAUCAGGUUGCUCAGCUCCUUGUUCUGGAUGAGUAUCUCCAUCACUUCCCUCAAAAAUGCAAACCCAGAGAGUGGCACAGUUGUCCUGCCCCAUACACUGGCUGCAGGGGUGGAGAUGGCUCCCACAGAAGGAAGAACGAGACCUGCCGCAGGACAGCAUAGCAAAGGUGUGUGCCUGCUUGGCCUUGCCUUAGAGUGUUGGGGAGAAGGGGAAAACCCAACACUUGAGUCCAAGGAUGCCAACAGGAAGAGCAAUCUGAUCCUAAAACUGAAAGCUGCCAUGGGUUUGUGCAGCUGGGAGCAGGGCAGGAGGGAUAGGGAAUUUCCCUUGGAAAAGUGGUCUUGAAAGAACUAGCCUUAGAGGCCUUUAAUGUAAUCCCAUUCUGGCCCUUCAGGGGAAGGCCUUCUCUACUAUAAACUGGAGGAAAAGCAGCAAGGUGCUUGAGUGCAGCUUUCAGGGAUUGGAAAGGUCUGCCCUCUGAAAGCAGUAGGGAGCGGGUAGGGUUGUCUUUGUG